CAUGAUAUUAUCCACUAGUUUUAUAGACUUUUCAAAUUUUGGGUGACGAAUUAAAAAAGAAGAAAUGUUUUCAAUUCUUCAGUAGUCAAAUAGAUGAAAACCGCCGGAGCGCCGCCGCAUAGAGGUGGUUCCUCCGCCGCUUACUUUUACUGGUCUUCAUCAUCUUGCUCUUACGAUAGCUGUAGAGUUUUGGUGGUGAAGAUGGGAGGAAAAGGCAAGAAGCCUCAUCAAUCUUCUUCUUUUAAGGUCCACACAUGAUUACACAUUUAUGUAAAGGAUUCAGAGCCAGAACCACCGAGAAUCAAAUCCAAUGUUAAGCAUAACUUGCAGCUUCUGAAGUUAUGGAAGGAGUUUCAGAGUAGAGGAUCUGGCAUGGCUAAGCCAGCGACUAGUUACAGGAAGAAGAAAGUAGAGAAAGACGAGUUACCGGAUGAUAGUGAGCUCUACCGGGAUCCUACAAAUACGCUUUACUACACGAACCAGGGUCUAUUGGAUGAUGCAGUUCCGGUUUUGCUUGUUGAUGGUUAUAAUGUGUGUGGAUAUUGGAUGAAGUUAAAGAAACAUUUCAUGAAAGGAAGGCUUGACGUUGCUCGGCAGAAGUUAGUUGAUGAACUUGUGUCAUUCAGUAUGGUUAAAGAGGUUAAGGUAGUGGUUGUGUUUGAUGCUCUCAUGUCUGGUCUCCCUACUCACAAGGAAGAUUUUGCAGGUGUUGAUGUGAUUUUCUCUGGAGAAACUUGCGCUGACGCUUGGAUUGAAAAGGAGGUGGUUGCGUUGAGAGAAGAUGGAUGCCCUAAGGUUUGGGUUGUAACAUCUGAUGUCUGUCAACAACAAGCAGCACAUGGAGCGGGAGCUUAUAUUUGGAGUAGCAAGGCACUGGUUUCUGAGAUCAAAUCAAUGCACAAGGAAGUAGAGAGAAUGAUGCAAGAAACAAGGUCAACAUCUUUCCAAGGGAGAUUGCUGAAACACAAUCUUGAUUCUGAAGUCGUGGAUGCUCUUAAAGAUCUAAGAGACAAAUUAUCAGAAAACGAGACAAAGAGAUGACAGCAAGGCUUGGUCUCUCCAUGUAACUUCUGUCCUAAGUAAGCUAAUCUGACUUAUAAAAAACAGAGGCUGCAGAGGAAACUAGAGAGAUAGAGAGAGAGCUCAAAGGCUCUGUUAAUGUUGUAUUUGUGUCUGAAUUCUUUUUGACUAAUCUAUAGAUUCGUUUUCUUUAGUCCAAACAUUUGGUUAUGAGAUGUUCCGAAUUUUAUUCUUAGCUUCAUGCAUAAAAAUCACCUUAACCUA
Messenger RNA from Arabidopsis lyrata subsp. lyrata, 1284 nucleotides. RefSeq lists its product as uncharacterized. The record is from RefSeq and is a predicted model, not a curated record. The transcript has 10 exons. Bases 373 to 1041 code for a protein of 222 amino acids. Lineage: Eukaryota; Viridiplantae; Streptophyta; Magnoliopsida; Brassicales; Brassicaceae.